AUUCUUUUGCAGGGUCAUGUAGGGAUCCCACCCCUUCUCUGUGUUUUCACUCUGAAGCUCUACACAACUUUACACCUGAAUGAACGCCAAACCUCAGUGGAUAUAUAAAGGGAACCUUGAGGAGGAAUUUCACAGUUACAGUGCAGAAGCAGAGGGAAAGGAAUUAACCAGCUCUCCAGCCAAGCAAAUCCUCUACUCACCAUGCUUCCUCCUGCCAUUCAUUUCUAUCUCAUCCCCCUUGCAUGCAUCCUAAUGAAAAGCUGUUUGGCUUUUAAAAAUGAUGCCACAGAAAUCCUUUAUUCACAUGUGGUUAAACCUGUUCCAGCACACUCCAGCAGCAACAACACUAUGAAUCAAGCCAGAAAUGGAGGCAGGCAUUUCAGUAACACUGGACUGGAUCGGAACACUCGUGUUCAAGUGGGUUGCCGGGAACUGCGUUCCACCAAAUACAUCUCUGACGGCCAGUGCACCAGCAUUAGCCCUCUGAAGGAGCUGGUGUGUGCUGGCGAGUGCUUGCCCCUGCCAGUGCUCCCCAACUGGAUCGGAGGAGGCUAUGGAACAAAGUACUGGAGUAGGAGGAGCUCUCAGGAGUGGAGGUGUGUCAAUGACAAGACACGUACCCAGAGAAUCCAGCUGCAGUGCCAAGAUGGCAGCACGCGCACCUACAAAAUCACAGUGGUCACCGCCUGCAAGUGCAAGAGGUACACUCGGCAGCACAAUGAGUCCAGUCACAACUUCGAGAGCAUGUCGCCUGCAAAGCCAGCCCAGCAUCACAGACAGCGGAAAAGAGCCAGCAAAUCCAGCAAGCACAGCAUGAGUUAGAACUCAGACUCUCAAAACUGGACUGACUAGUAACCAUCCGCUUUACAGAUUUGAUUGCUUGGGAGACUCAAGCCUGCCAUUGCUAUUUUCUUACUUGAAAAUAUAUGCUUUCUUCUUUGUUCAAACCCAGCAAGCUGUCCUAAGUAUCAGGACUUCCUUUUCAAGCUUUUUAAGAUGUACGCAUAUCUGUGAGAGCAAUUUGCAUUUAAAUUCCACGCAUCCCGUAGUUUUAAUUCUCCGUGGUUCUUGAAAGACUGGUGAUGCUAUAUACAUCACUGAGUCAUUACUUUUUAAAACAGAAAAGGGCUUCUCAGUUACCCUCUACUUCCCAAACCAUCCCACCCCCCCCCCCCCCCCCCCCCAAAACCCUUUCAGAAGUGAAAAGUAAAAAAAAAAAAUUGUUGCCGUGAAUCUUCACGGUAACACUUCAGAACGGUGCUUUUUGGUGAUCUUCAUGGGAACAGCUUAGCAGCCAUGAGUGAUCUCUCUUUGAAAGAGUGAAAGACCUUGUGACAUUUCACUUCAAAAAUAAGCCCUGUAGCUUUUUACAGUCUCAUAGUAUGAAAUUAUACCUUGCAUGCUGACCCUCGCUUGGAAUGGAAUGCCAAAAAUGCAUGACAGCAGCUAAUAAGUAAAGCUGAUUAACUAUUUAUUUGUCAAUGUUAUUAUUUAAUGAGCUUUCACAUGUGAUUUUUUUCAAAAUGUUAAUUUUUUAUGUUUUGGAGCUUUUUCAUGUACCUAAAUAUUUUCCUGUAUGAUUUGUGGUUGAUCUAGAAAUAUGAGGAUACCUGUUGUAGAUAUGUGAAAUAAAUAUUUUAGUCUCCUUAUUACUUAUGUGUUUCAUCACGAACUUUAUCAAUAGUGUGAAUCUUUUAAAAUCAAUAAGAUGCUUUGUUAAGCUGAAAUACGUAAUACUUUUGUGUUUAAUCUGUGCAAUCAGAAGGUAAUUUGACCUUCAAUUCCAUCAGUUUCUUUUGACAAAAAUAAACACUGCUAAAAGUUAUUGUCGCUGCCUGUAACGUGUAUGAAAAGGUACGUGUUUACAAAACUUACAGAGUAAAUGUAUCAGAGUAGUUGCUUUUUUUGAUAAGGAACAUUCAAGUUUUGAUAGAAAAUUCUGUAGUAAGAGAGAGAGACCAAAAAAGGGAAACCAUCUUUUCAGUAAAUGGAAUGAUUGAGAAAAUCGGGUGGAAAUCCAGCAGUGAGUUAUAAUGAGAAUAUCAUAUUUAUAUACAUCCGGAGAUGCCAAGUCUGCUACCAAUUAUAAUUACCUGGGGGAGAUAUUAUAAGACCCAAUGUCCAGGCUGCCAUCCAAAUUAUAUCAUAAUUUCUGGGAGUGGAAGUCAGAUAUCAGCAGUUUUUAAGGUUUUCCAGGUGAUUCCAACGUGCAGCCAAGUUUGAGACAGGAAUUGUGAAGAAAUCACAAUCAUACAUUGGGGAGCUUCAAAUACUACUGUAUGACCCUCAAAUGAAAAAAGUGAAACAAAAUAAAAACAACAAAGAAAACAAAAACUAAUUUUUCAAUGUUUUCAAUUUUAACAUGUUCUUAUAUUAAGCAACAUAAUCACAGUCCUGAACCAGAUUAUAUAGUUAAGUGACUGAUGUGUGAAUUCAAUCAAAUGAUUGAUCCCAUCACUCCAAAUGAAGAAUACCAAAGAGCCUUAGUUAUAUAUCGAUAAGAUCUUCUGGGUUUUCCUUUUUUGGAUCCUGAGCAUGAAGGAGUCCUUGGUACUCCUUGGUAGUAGGUUGUUCUUUUUGUAAUUACAUGUCUAAAAGUCUCAUGUAAUCACAUAAAGCAUAAUAGGCUAAAUAAGGAUAUUAAUAUUGUUCCUUAUGAGAGGCAGGAGAAUCUCAACAUACAUGAAGACAAGAAAGCAUCCCUGAUUUUAUAAUAAUGUUAAUUAUUGUAUCAUCAAAUAAAGUAAUGAUUCAUAGUCCA
This is a messenger RNA of Equus caballus (horse), 2761 nucleotides long. RefSeq names its product sclerostin domain containing 1 (gene SOSTDC1). Gene Ontology annotation, biological process: negative regulation of BMP signaling pathway; negative regulation of Wnt signaling pathway. The record is from RefSeq and is a predicted model, not a curated record. Lineage: Eukaryota; Metazoa; Chordata; Mammalia; Perissodactyla; Equidae. Gene Ontology annotation, molecular function: BMP binding.